CCCUGUCUCGGCGAUGCUUGGGCUCGAAGAGACUCUCCGCUGUCGCUACCCCUAAAUUGCUGCACACUUUGCUCGGUUGUAUCAAGCCCAGCUCGUCAUUUCACAGCUUUUCGCAAUGGCCGUGAAGCUCCAACCCGUUCAAGUGCUCUAUUGCCCUGUUUGCUCGAUGCCGGCUGAAUACUGCGAGUUCAGCCCUGAGUUCGAGAAGUGCAAGUCGUGGCUCAUUAAAAACGCGCCGGAUUUGUAUCCGCAACUUGUGCAAGAGGCUGCCGAUAAAGCAGCAGAAAAAUUGGAUGGUUUAACUGUCGGAGGAGAGGAGGAUGGCGUUAAGGGAGAAGGAAGCUCAUCAGAGCCGAAAAAGGAGGAUGAAGUCAAGAGGUUACCGGGUGGAAAAGUAAAGAAGAAGGUAACCUUUGAGGACAUGCAGGAAAAGCCUGAGGUCGUUGUGGAGAAGAUAGUGAGAAAUAAGCGCAAAUGUGUAACUAUUAUCAAGGGCCUUGAUAUGUUUGGAAUCAAGUUGAGUGAAGCUUCUAAGAAAUUGGGGAAGAAAUUUGCAAGUGGUGCAUCUGUAGUGAAGGGCCCUACGGACAAAGAACAAAUAGAUGUUCAAGGAGAUAUCAUGUAUGAUAUAGUCGAGUUCAUUACGGAUACCUGGAAGAGUGUUCCAGAAUCGGCAAUUUACUUCAUCGAAGAUGGAAGGAAAGUGUCAGCGAAUGCUUAGAAUUGUUCAGUUGGGUUUUUUUUGUAUGUAAGUUCUCAGGAAGAGGAUAGGCUCGGCAUCUGUGAAGCUAAAAGAUGAUUGUAGGGCAUGUGUAUACCAUGUUUUAGAUCUAGGUUGAAAGUAAUAUUUUCGAUCCACAUGAUAUGGAUAGCCACCAUUGUCUUGGAUUCUUUGAUGAAACAAUGGUGCCUGUUUCUUGGUCCUCUGCAAUGCCGGGUGAGAAUAGGGCGCUUGUUCUGGUCUUCCAUUUCAUUAUUGUAGAUGCACGGCCCUCUCUGUGUCAAGUGGAGGCUGUUUGCAGUUCAGUAGCUUUUGUUGACACUAGCUCGUCAUUGUUGAAGGAAAUUAUGAAUUUGGAAUUAGAAUGUUAAAUCUUUCACAUGGUCUA
Messenger RNA from Physcomitrium patens, 1109 nucleotides. Its product is annotated as translation machinery-associated protein 22. Gene Ontology annotation, biological process: formation of translation preinitiation complex; translation reinitiation. Gene Ontology annotation, molecular function: mRNA binding; translation initiation factor activity. The record is from RefSeq and is a predicted model, not a curated record. NCBI's taxonomy places the organism in Eukaryota, Viridiplantae, Streptophyta, Bryopsida, Funariales, Funariaceae.